UUACUCACUCUAUAAAUACUUCUGACUAUUACCCAAUCAAACAACGAGCCUAUAGAGCAUCUCCCAAAGAACAUGAACAUAUAAAAAAGGAAAUAGAGUCUAUAAAAAAAGAAAGAAUUAUUCGAUCUUCACAAAGUCCUUGGAGUUCUCCAGUUGUUCUUGUUGUAAAGAAAAAUAGAAAAUUAAGAUUCUGUGUUGAUUACAGAAAACUUAAUAAUAUAAUGAAAAAAGAUACAUAUCUAUUACCUCGAAUAGAUAAAAUGCUUGAUUUCAAUGUUAUGCCUUUUGGAUUGUGUAAUGCUCCAGCAACAUUCCAACGUUUAAUGGAAAAGGUUUUACAAUCUGUACUUUGGAAAAAGGCAAUAGUAUAUAUUGAUGAUAUCAAUAUAUAUAGUGAGACCUUUGAACAACAUAUAAAAGAUCUCAGAGAA
This is a messenger RNA of Racocetra persica, 431 nucleotides long. The record is from the annotation of a GenBank genome assembly. NCBI's taxonomy places the organism in Eukaryota, Fungi, Glomeromycota, Glomeromycetes, Diversisporales, Gigasporaceae.